GCAACAACACGUCAACUUCAACUCGCGCUCAUCGCAGCUGCGGCCCAACAUGUUGCCUGUAAGAAGGUCCAAAAUGUCAAAAAGGAUGGUACAAAAUCUCGCAGAAAACAUUUGCAAGCAAGUGGCCCACUUCAAUAAAAGAGAAGUGGAGUGCCUGAUCAGAGAGUUUUAUUUGAUAUUGGAGGAGCCGACCAGUCCAGCAAGGUCAGUAAGAGGCUUGGACAGAUGGAAGUUUAGACGUUUUCUGCAUCACACAUUUGGACUCACCGACGACACCAUCAUGGAUGGAGUGUUCCGGACGUUUGACAAGGACAAUGAUGGUUUUGUGAGCAUGAAAGAGUGGAUUGAGGGAUUGUCAGUGGUUCUCCGUGGCACCUUGGAUGAAAAAAUAAAAUACUGCUUUCAUGUGUACGACUUGAACGCUGACAAGUACAUCACCAGGGAGGAGAUGUUACAAAUACUGAGGUACAGCCUCCGACUCCCUGGAGAAGAGGACCCUUAUGAUGGAAUCAAAGAUCUCGUGGAGAUUACGCUGAAGAGGAUGGAUCACGACCACGAUGACCGGCUGUCUUUGGACGACUUUGCGAAGUCAGUGAAAGAGGUGAAUCACGUGCUAGAGGCUUUUGGGACGUGCCUUCCCAACACCACUAGGAUUGAGACCUUUGAGCAGCGUGUGUUUCAGAGACAAGUAGAUUGAUGAGGUUGUCAAAAACUACAGUAUUCAAAUACUUUGCAGUUUUUAAAUGUGGUAAAACAAGCCUCCCUGAAAAAACACAACACAGGCAUAGGGAAAAAACACAAAAUAUGUAUUGUAAUGUAAAAAAAAGAAAAAAAAAAAAAAGAAAAACAUUUUAGAACAUUUUAAUAACAUUCCCGAUAAAAACAUCAAUAAAGUGUUGCGAUCAAAUGCGCCGACGUGGUUUCAUCUUUUUCCCCACUGGUUUGAAGUCAGGAACAGAUUCCACCUAAAUAAGUUUAACAAACAAACAAAAAAACUUAAUUAAUUCCGGGAAAAUGCAUUGAUCACAAAUAAAUUAAAUCAUAACAGUGAUGGGCAUAUCACCACAGCUGGAUUUCCAAUGUUUAUUUGAAGUUACCCAAUUCCACUUGUUUAAUUAACACUAAACUACUGUAGUUUUUGCACUUUAAGGCGCACCCUUCAAAUUUGGCACGAAAUCAGCAUUUAUUCAUAGAUAAGCCACACUGGACGAUAAGCCACAGCUGUCCUCACUAUAUUAUGGGGUUUUUACACCAAAAGAUAUUAACUGGUCACACUUUGUUUGACAGCGGCAUCAUACAACUGUCAUAGAACCAAAUGAACCACCAUGAAGCUUUUAAGCAAUUGGCUGCAAAGCUUUAUUGAUUCAAGAAGCUGCAUUUGGCCACCACUGCUCCCUUGGGGAGACAGUCAACCUCUGCUACCAACACUGUUGUCAUCCAACAUGCCUCCUGGCAUGCAUAGCAGCACUACAAAUCAGUAGAGAUCACUACUACUACAGAUCACUACAGUUCUGUGCUAAUUAUUUCUUCAGUUACUGUUCCAGUUGUUUCAUUAAUAGCUAGUUAUGGUAUUUUGUAACACUUUGACAGUGUCAUUAGACAAUCAUAAUUAUGACACGACACUAAUGAAUAAAUGAAUGCUUAUAACAGAGGUCAUUUAUUGUUAUCUGGCUAAUUGUCUCACUUUUGAAAUGGAGUUAGUGAUGUAACAUGACGGAUGACACUUAAUGACAUCUGUCAUAAGCAUUCAGUAAUGUCUAUUAUCCAGUAGUGUCAUGUCAUAAUUAUGACGGUCUUAUGACAAUCUUAUGACGCUGCUGUCGGAUGAAGUGUUACCUAACCCAUAUAAAUCAACAAAUAAUUCGCACUGGACUAUAAGCCACAGGAUUCAAAAUGAAGGAAAAAAAGUAGCAUCUUAUAGUCCGAAAAUUACGGUACAUUCGCACAGUAGCUAUUUACUUUACUGGUUUAUAAUGCCCACUUGGCUACAAGGCAAAACAUACAUGCUACCUUUUUCAUUGUGUUCCUGAUGAUGUUGACAGUUGUGUUGAGCGAGUCGUCCUCCAUGUCCACUUUAGGGGCGUCUUCGAGUUUCGGUCCAAUGAGUGGCUCACUUUUUCCGAUGACCUCAGCAGGGCAGUUUGACACAAGCUCUUCCAUCUUGCGUUUUCUGCUCUCUAAUUGUGUUGUCCUCGGUGCGAACGUUCCCGCAGAAGGCUGAUUCGAGGUCAGUGUAACUUGUGCACCUCUAGAUUUAUGUGAGUGUUUUUGCCAAUGACUUGAGUUUGAUGCAGAUGUUUCCUCUGCAUGAACAAUGGCGUUGUGCAACGUUCCCAUUUUGUCCUCUGUUGGUAGGGUCCCCAUGUGGCUUUUGUGUGCGGAGUAGUGAUGUUCCUGAGGAGGUAGUGGCAGUAGAGGAAAGGAUGCAUGAUAGUCCACGUUCCAACACUCUGCUUCGUUGUUAUGAUCACUCAUUUCACAUUGAGUGGGGAUGAUGGUUGGUGUAGGUUCCACUAAGGUAGAAUCUGCUGACGUGAUCUCCUCGUUCACUGCCCCUUCCUGCUCCCUCUCUCGGACUUUUGAACAAAGAAUAAAGAAUUGCAAUUAAAAAUAUAAACAUAAAAUUGCGAAAAUGCAAGACCAAUAGAUUUUUUUUCCCAUUUCUGAACGAAAUUUGUAGUGGAAUAAUAUAAGCAGAUCCUAGGUAAAUUUUGUUUUCGCUAAGGAAAGCAGGCUUUGCUAGGAAUUUUUAGUAAUCUUUUAUUGUAAUGUUACAAGUUUUAUGAAUUUAUUCAAGAGAAAUUGGGACUUCUCUUGAGAUUACAAAUUUAAUCUCGCAAUAUUAUGGUUUUAUUCCCUUUUUAAAAAAAAAUACAUAUAAACUGCCAUAAAGUUAGAAUUUUAUAAUCCUAAAAAUUGCACUUGGAUAUUUUUCCCUUCAACUUUAUUCUUGUCAAAUUCCAGCUUUGAUCUUAAUAAAUGAGUCUCAUAAUUUAGAAAUCCUUUCUUAUAGUAUUAUAAUCUUUUCAUGCAUUGCCAUUUGGCCUUGUAAAAAUUACAUUUCAUCUGUCAUAAUGAAAGAACUAUUACUAAAUGUUUUGUUUUUGCAACUUGAAUAUCUCAUUUAGUAAAUGCACAACUAUUCACAAUCAAGUCAAGUCUCUGAAAGGGAUCCACAGAUAGAAAUUACUGACAUUACUUGAGUAUUCUUUUCACCAGCACUUUUUUACUUGUACUUGAGUAUGACUACUUUUACUUGAGUAACAUUAUUUUGAAGUAACACUACUUUUAGUUGAGUGAAAUCUUUGGCUACUCUAUCCACCUCUGGUGAUAACUUUCAUUCAAUGAGAACAACUGUAUUCUUGUUAAAAAACAGUAAACAAACAAACAAAACAAAAAAAAAGUUUUUAAAAAAUCCAAAUGUCAUUCUAUUGUUUGUUUGUUUUUUUAUCCUGAAAAUUUCCCCAAUACGUUUUUUAGGGGGUGUAAUUUUAUUCGUUUUCAUCAAUAUCUCGCAAUUUUCUUCUCAAGGGUAAAAAAUAUCAUUAGGCUUUAUU
Corythoichthys intestinalis (scribbled pipefish) is the source of this 3557-nucleotide messenger RNA. RefSeq names its product calaxin (gene clxn). Lineage: Eukaryota; Metazoa; Chordata; Actinopteri; Syngnathiformes; Syngnathidae. The transcript is spliced from 6 exons. The record is from RefSeq and is a predicted model, not a curated record. Gene Ontology annotation, molecular function: calcium ion binding. Bases 50 to 697 code for a protein of 215 amino acids.